CUCCCAGACUGCUGAUCUAGCAGGCUCUGGUCCAACUCCAAAAAUCUCCUCUGACCGCUAAGUACCGUCAGCAAGCAUCUCAUUCAAUAAAAGAGUCGUGCAACUCGCUAUGAAACGCGAUCCAUGAUACAUAAAUCCCAAGUUUGCCUUCAAUCCCAAGAUUCUCAACAGCUUUGUCUAAAUCUGUCUAAAUGAUAUAGAUCUUCUCGAUGCUUGUCAUAUCGUUAACGUUGCCUACCCUUUCCUACCGUGUAACAAUCUAACCUUAUACCAUCAAAAAAACUAUUGAACUGUCUAUCCUGGUCUAUCCCUGUUUAUCCACUCUUUUCAUUUCUCGUCUCCUUCAACAGCUUGCUUGCAACACUCACGAAUCUUUCAAGUUACUAUCAGCUGCUCGACUCAGCUCGACUCCGGUCCCCAUCAGGUUCCCGUCAUGGUAAACGUGACCGUCGAUGAUAGUGCUUCUUCUGUGAUUUACUACCCCUCUGGGGCUUGGAAUGCGAGGAGUGCUUCGGACCCUUGCUCAACGUGUACUGCAAAUCCCGACGCGGAUAGGAUGUUCGACAAUACUUUUCAUGAUGGAACUUUCAAUCCUCUUUCUGGAAGUAACAACUAUCCGAACGUUCCCCUCACGGCCAGCAUAGUGUUCAAUGGAACUGCCGUAUAUGUUUACUGUGCACUCGCAGAGAGCUCAACUUCUCCCGACGGAGAUUCUGACAUGUCCUUUUACAUCGAUGGGUCUCUUAAGGGUACCUUCGUGAAGACUGCCCCAGGCAAUAACAAUGUAUAUGACUACGCCAUUCCCGUGUUUUCAAUCGAUUCUCUUUCUGUUGGAAUGCACAACUUCACCCUUCAAAAUGGGCAUGUCAAUGGUACCAAGUCCUUAGUGCUUCUAGACGAAAUCGUUUAUACAACUGUCGACGAUAUUUCUUCCACAUCCUCUUCUUCACAGUCCUCUACAACAAUAACCAGUGCAUCAUCUUCUGCUUCUCAGAGCUCUCCGGCUAGAGUCGACGACGCGAACUCGGCCAAGAAGAACAUGGGAGCCGUAAUAGGCCCCGCAGUUGCAGUGCCUAUUGUGGUUCUUCUACUUGCUGCACUUGGAAUAUGUUUCUUCCUCAAGCGAAGGAAACGACAACAGCCACAAGGGCAGAGAGCUACCAUAGACUCUCCUGGACCUGUAGCUGCUGCUUGGACGGUGAACCACCCAGCAUCACUCGGGCCUGGCGGUACCGCACUAUCUUCGCGCCAACAGCUCUUGAACACUGAACUCGAACAUCCUGAUUCAGCUGGUGCCAACCCCUAUAAUCCGUAUUCACCAACUCAAAUACAGUCCUCUGCCUAUCUGUCUUCUGUUAGUGGUAUUCAACCGGAUCCCGACGUUCAUAACACUUCCUCUGCCUACAUAUCUUCUGCCAGUGGUCCAACACAUGGUAUUCAUCCGGAUCCGGACGCUCAUAACACUUCGACCUCUGCCUCCUUCUCGAUGAUAGACGGUGAAUCGCCUCCAGCAUACGAUGACAGAUACCUUAAAGCAGGGGGCGCCAGCCUUCGUGUGAAGGAACGCAAACCCGCCAUCAUGAAUCGUUAGCAUCCGGUGUCUAUAAAUUAUGUAUUCUGGAAAACAGAUAUCAUCUAUAGCUUAGACUUUGUCGCUUCUUGAUGAUAUCGUGGAGAAUUCUGGAAACCAUCAUGUUCGAGGGUUCCAUUCGACAGGAUUUCGAUGGCGCCGACCCAAACGGUGGGCAAUUGUUGAGACCGCCUGAUAUCCGUAUACGCUUGUAUAACCUUAAUCCACAAACGGAGUUCACAAGAACACGAAAAGCCUGUUUCGUUUAGUAUCCCACAUCUUUUUUCGGUUUUCAAUAUGCAGCAAUAUACCAGAUAUGCCAGAUAAAAUUCUCUUACCAUCAUGUAACAAAAUGAUCAAGUGCCAUAACUUGGUAG
Molecule: messenger RNA, 1947 nt
Organism: Lentinula edodes (shiitake mushroom)
Lineage: Eukaryota; Fungi; Basidiomycota; Agaricomycetes; Agaricales; Omphalotaceae
Exons: 5
Coding region: 434-1591 (385 amino acids)
Source: RefSeq, a predicted model, not a curated record